AAAAAAAAUUACUAACCUGCUCUUUGAGCAGUUUGGGUCGAGUAAGAGAUUUUGUAGAAUAAAUGAAAUUUUAUUGCACCAUAACAAAUAAUUGUUAAUCGUUUAACUUUAAUUAAGUUUUACAAUUUUUAUGGUACAUUUCUUUUUGCCACUUACAAUUAAAGCACUUAGCAAAUUAGUUUCCUAAUAGAUAGUAAGCGCCGGUGAAAUUGUGAUCAUGGCGAAUCCGUCAUCAGGCGUUGUUGUUCCACGUAAUUUUCGACUUCUAGAAGAACUUGAGCAAGGUCAGAAGGGAGUGGGCGAUGGGACUAUAUCUUGGGGUCUCGAGAGUGAUGAUGAUAUGACCCUGACUCACUGGACUGGCAUGAUAAUUGGCCCACCUAGGACUCCAUAUGAAAAUAGGAUGUACUCACUCAAAAUUGAAUGCGGUACUCGGUAUCCCGAUGAACCUCCUACAGCCAGAUUUAUGUCUAGGAUCAAUAUGAAUUGUGUGAACAGCCAAACUGGACUUGUGGACAACAGACAAGUGCCGAUACUGGCGCGGUGGCAGCGCGACUACACGAUCAAGACGGUGCUGCAGGAGCUGCGGCGUCUCAUGACCCUCAAGGAGAACAUGAAGCUCUCGCAGCCUCCAGAGGGCAGUACCUUCUAGCUUCACAUCAUUCUAAUGUCUCAACAACCCAAUCUACUCUAUCUACCAAUUUUUAAUAGUAUUAAUACCGUUCCAUAACGUAAAUUAUACCGAUCAUAAUCUUAACUAUCUACGUUAAAGUUUAGUGUCAUUUUGAAUUAUAUGAUUUUUUUCAUAAUCUUAACUGCAUUUAUGUAAAUGAAAUGUAUCUUCUGUUACCUUUUAAAGUAGAUUGGGUGAAUAUUUAAUAUAUAAGGAUCACUUUUAAUGGCUCCUACCUUCCCACUUAGAGGGUAUACACCCUUUUAUUUAUCAAAUUACCUAAAUUAUUGUGGCCUUUAUAAAAAGUCAAACUUGCUUUUUUCUAAUUAAGGCUAGUUUUACCAGCGGUGUAAUUUCAGUUGUAACCAAAUUAUAACCCGUAAAUUAAACGAAAUCAAAUUUAUAAAUAAUCCAAUGAUGAACUCGGCUAAGGAAAUAUUGACUUUGUUUAUGGUAAUUAUAACUGUAUUCUUUAAUCUCUAUGGAUACCAGAUACUAAAAUUUUAAGGGUUAUAGUAAUAUCUAUGAAAAUAAUCUUAUACUGAAUUACGUCAUAAAAAUUUGAUUUACCUAAAACAUGAGCAAGAGUUGCAUAUUUUAGGAAAUUUUUAUUUCUUAGGCACAUAA
Molecule: messenger RNA, 1300 nt
Organism: Papilio machaon (common yellow swallowtail)
Lineage: Eukaryota; Metazoa; Arthropoda; Insecta; Lepidoptera; Papilionidae
Gene: Uev1A
Product: ubiquitin-conjugating enzyme E2 variant 2
Exons: 4
Coding region: 218-652 (144 amino acids)
Biological process (GO): DNA damage tolerance; protein K63-linked ubiquitination
Cellular component (GO): nucleus
Source: RefSeq, a predicted model, not a curated record